Messenger RNA from Kuraishia capsulata CBS 1993, 828 nucleotides. RefSeq lists its product as uncharacterized. Gene Ontology annotation, molecular function: ATP binding; 4 iron, 4 sulfur cluster binding; ATP-dependent FeS chaperone activity. The coding region runs from base 1 to 828 and encodes 275 amino acids. The transcript has a single exon. Lineage: Eukaryota; Fungi; Ascomycota; Pichiomycetes; Pichiales; Pichiaceae. The record is from RefSeq and is a predicted model, not a curated record. Gene Ontology annotation, cellular component: cytosol. Gene Ontology annotation, biological process: iron-sulfur cluster assembly.
AUGGAAAAAAGGCCGAAAAGCUUAGAAACGGUUAAACACGUUAUUCUCGUGCUCAGCGGAAAAGGAGGCGUGGGAAAGUCUUCUGUGACUACUCAACUAGCACUCACUCUGAGCUCACAAGGGUAUCGGGUUGGAGUUCUGGAUAUAGAUCUCACCGGUCCCUCUAUCCCCCGGAUGUUUGGCUUGGAAGACUCUAAAGUGCACCAGAGUCAUAGUGGCUGGGUCCCAGUGCAAUACGAUGCUAGUGGCAAUCUGCAGGUGAUGUCGCUUGGCUUCCUGCUAAACGACCGUGGAAACAGUGUGGUUUGGAGAGGACCCAAGAAGACUGCAAUGGUCAAACAGUUUCUCGCUGAUGUGCACUGGGGAAACCUUGAUUACCUGCUUAUUGACACGCCGCCUGGGACUUCUGACGAACACAUAGCCAUUGCUGAAGAGCUACGGCACAUGAACAAUGUUGAUGGGGCAGUUAUCGUUACUACACCACAGCUAGUUUCGGUAGCGGAUGUCAGAAAAGAAAUCAGUUUUUGCGAGAAGGUGAACUUCAAGAUCUUGGGGAUUGUCGAGAAUAUGAGCGGUUUCGUCUGCCCGCAUUGUGCCGAGUGCACCAAUAUCUUUAGUUCUGGAGGAGGUGCGGCUCUGGCCGAACAGUUGAAACUGCCCUAUCUGGGAAACGUUCCCAUUGACCCGACCUUUAACGAAUUGGUGGAGAACCAGAUAGAGCUGAGGAAGGAAACAUCCCAAACUUUGGUGGAUUUGUACAAGAAGUGCAAUUUGUAUGUGAUAUUUGAGAGGAUUACGAACGAGAUCAUCACCAAGUCAUCAGCCUAA